UGUUCCAUACAUGAACUGAGACAAAUUUUUGUUUUAAUUAGCUGUAGAUAUCAUUCAAAACAGAACUAACUGUUUACUAACUAACCUUUUAAUAUACAAAAAUCGAAAUAAGUAUAGAGAAAUUAUACUUUAUUUUUCAAAUGAACAAGUAUGAGAAUGAAGUUAAUUGUUUUGAGGGAUGCAUGGAUGAGGCACUGGAUUGACAGGAAUCCAGGAUGAGGAAGUGUGACUUUGUCAAACCCCUGUUGGAUCAGUGUGUUCCUGCUCCCAGUCAAGCCAAGAUGAUGACAGGUGAUCUAGCUUCGUGUGACUGAGUUCUGACAUUUCAGUGAUUACAGAAACUGUAUGAAGAGUGAUGGAUCCUGUUGAGGAGGGUCUGGACAGCAGGUUUUCAGGUUGUUCUUCCUCCCUUCAGAUUAGCAUUGUGUCAGCCCUCUUCAUCAUCAUUUAUGUCACAGUCUACAGCCUUUGUACAAGCUGUUUCAGUAUAUCUGAAAGUGUUUCGCCCAGGCAUUUGCACAGACGAGAGAAAACAGAUAUUCCAUCUGCACCCCAACAAAAUAAACUACCUGAGUCCCAGAGUGUUGAAUGUAUGCCAGAUGCCAGGGAUCUGACUGAUCAUAUAUACUCACUCGUGGAGGCUCAACUGAAUGAGGAAAAUCCUUAUGAGUGCAUUAGUGAGCCUCCAUUACAGCCUCCAUCUGACAAAGCUGAAGGGGAGAAUGAGAGCCCUUCCCCAGCAAUGACAAAGCCUGAUCAUAAUCACUCUGUCUCAGCCCCCAACAAACCAGUAAACAAGCAGGCAGCGGAGCAGCCUGAUGCUUUACCUCAACAUCUGACCAACUCCGAACAGACUGCUGUCUAUGCUGCAGUGAACUGGAAAACCAAGAGUCAGAAGAACAUAGCACCUCUGUUUGAUACAGAUACUGUGGUUGAUAUGAGUGAUAUUGCUAAGGAGGCUGUCCCUCCUAUUCCUGACAAACAUUUCUAGUAUGAGAGAAUUUUAAUUUAAAUACAUUAUUUGUAUUUAUUCGCAUUUUGCAAGCCUUAAAACAAACUUGCAACACAAACAUGUCAUUAAAAAUAAAUAUUUUGUA
Molecule: messenger RNA, 1097 nt
Organism: Carassius auratus (goldfish)
Lineage: Eukaryota; Metazoa; Chordata; Actinopteri; Cypriniformes; Cyprinidae
Exons: 4
Coding region: 356-991 (211 amino acids)
Source: RefSeq, a predicted model, not a curated record